Messenger RNA from Racocetra persica, 172 nucleotides. Lineage: Eukaryota; Fungi; Glomeromycota; Glomeromycetes; Diversisporales; Gigasporaceae. The record is from the annotation of a GenBank genome assembly.
UAUGAUUUGGGCCAUUUGUGGUGCUAUUGCUGUCGCCAUCUUUCCGGUGGUCGAAGCAAGACAAAGUAUUUUUAGAGUAAUUAAAGGUGUCUUUUUGGAUAUUACUGGAAGAGGUACUGAAGCAGUUGAUGAAAUAGUUGAAGUCAAGCAUGACACAGUUAAUCAUGAUAAA